AAACUCUACAAACAGGCCAUGGAAGAAGCUAAAAAGAAAGGCUAUGAUUUGAGAAGUGAUGCCAUCCCCAUUCAAGCUGCCAAGGCAUCCAGGCAAAUUGCCAGUGAUGUGCGGCGCUUUGUCCCCCGCCCCUAUCUGCACCAGUGGAUCUGUCUGCCAGACCAGAAUGAUGUUAUCCAUGCCAAGAAGGCCUACGAUCUCCAGAGUGAUAACUGCUACAAGUCUGACCUGGAGUGGUUGCGGGGCAUCGGUUGGGUCCCAAUUGGCUCCUUGGACGUUGAAAAAGCCAAGAAGGCGGGAGAGAUCUUGAGCGAUAAAAUAUACCGUCAGCCUCCAGACACAAUCAAGUUUACCAGCAUCACUGAUUCUGUACCGAUGGUCCUGGCCAAGCAGAAUGCAGAGACGAUGAAUAAGCAUUUAUACAUGGAAGCAUGGAAUAAGGAUAAGACCAUGGUUCAUGUCAUGCCCGACACACCAGAAAUCCUGCUGGCUAAGCAAAACCAAUUAAACUACAGUCAGAAAAUGUACAAACUAGCUUUGGAGGAAUCGAAGAAGAAGGGUCAUGAUUUGCGUUUUGAUGCCAUUCCUAUCCAAGCUGCCAGAGCAUCCAGGGAGAUUGCCAGUGAUUACAAGUACAAGGAAGGCUAUCGCAAGCAGCUGGGCCACCACAUAGGAGCUCGUAACAUAGAGGAUGACCCGAAGAUGGUGUGGUCAAUGCACGUGGCCAAGAUCCAGAGUGACAGGGAGUCCGUUGAAAAGACAAAUACACACUUCAGCAGCACAGUGGACAUGCUGGACAUCGUGCAGGCCAAGAAAUGUCAAGGGUUGGUGAGCGACGUUGAUUACCGCCACUAUCUGCACCAGUGGAUCUGUCUGCCAGACCAGAAUGAUGUUAUCCAUGCCAAGAAGGCCUACGAUCUCCAGAGUGAUGCUGUUUACAAAUCAGAUCUGGAAUGGCUGAGAGGUAUUGGAUGGGUUCCUAUUGGUUCCAUGGAAGUUGAGAAAGCCAAGAAAGCUGGAGAAAUCCUGAGUGAAAGGAAAUAUCGUCAACCAGCAGAUCAAAUUAAAUUUACUAGCGUGACAGAUUCUUUGGCCAUGGUUCUAGCCAAGCAAAAUGCUGAGAUAAUGAACAAGCGUUUAUACACGGAAGCCUGGGAUGCAGACAAAACAUCAAUUCACGUCAUGCCUGACACGCCGACAAUUUUGUUAGCCAAGGCCAAUGCAGCUAAUGUUAGCCAUAAACUUUAUGUACAAGCCUGGGAAGAUGCCAAAAAGAAGGGUUACGACAUGAGAGCUGAUGCAAUUCCCAUCAAAAGUGCAAAGGCAUCAAGAGAUAUCGCGAGUGAUUACAAGUACAAAGAAAUGCACGAGAAGCAGUGUGCUGGGCGGGCCAUGUUGCUGCAGAACGACCGCAUUUACAGGAAGGCGUACCAUGAUUCCAAGGCCCAGAUCCACAUCCCAGUGGACGCGAUGUCAGUGCAGGCAGCCAAGGAGUGCCAGACUCUAGUCAGCGACGUCGACUACCGCCAUUACCUUCACCAGUGGACCUGUCUUCCUGACCAGAACGACGUCAUCCACGCGCGGAAGGCCUACGACCUACAGAGUGAUGUGAGUGAGAGCAGCUGUAGAAAAGCCUUAUGGCAGGUGUGUGAGGCUCUGUUUGUGAGUGACCGUGCAAAUAUCCUUUUGAAAUGCACGUUGGGGAGCCUGCCGUCAGUCCUG
This is a messenger RNA of Eurypyga helias (sunbittern), 1722 nucleotides long. Its product is annotated as nebulin-like. The annotation marks the transcript as partial. The transcript has 10 exons. Gene Ontology annotation, biological process: cardiac muscle thin filament assembly. The record is from RefSeq and is a predicted model, not a curated record. NCBI's taxonomy places the organism in Eukaryota, Metazoa, Chordata, Aves, Eurypygiformes, Eurypygidae. Gene Ontology annotation, molecular function: actin filament binding. Gene Ontology annotation, cellular component: Z disc.